AUGAGUUCUCUCUACAAGCCGAUCAAGGCUUUCACGCCGUCGCCCAUAUUCCGAUCUGUGCGACCUCAGUUCCACGCACCUUGUCAACGCAUUGCAGGUCAGCGUCGAAGCAUAACAAUCAAACAACUCGAAGCAUCCCGAAACGAUCGCGAACGAGUUGUGAUUCUCGGAUCUGGCUGGGCGGGAUACAACUUGGCCAGGAGUCUCGAUCCUAAGAAGUUCCAGACUGUCGUCGUCUCACCUCGUUCCUAUUUCGUAUUCACACCUUUGCUCGCCUCCACCAGUGUCGGGACACUCGAGUUCCGUACAGCACUGGAACCAGUGCGUACCCGGAACAGCAAGUACGAAUACAUCCAAGGCCGAGCAGAUGGUAUUGAUCCAGGCAAGAAGCAGAUCCUCGUGCGAGAGACUGUGCGAUGUCCGAACCAAGGUCUUCUAUCUACAAGAGCGGGUGAGAUCGAGGAUAAACGGCCUUUGCAGUUGAAGUUAGAGGCCAGUCGUGGAGAGCUGUUUUCGAUGGCUUAUGAUAAGCUCGUCAUCGGUGUUGGAUCGUACAGCCAGACCUUUGGGAUACCAGGCGUCAAAGACAAUGCAUAUUUCUUGAAAGAUGUGCAGGACGCGAAGAAGAUUAGAGAUAAGCUGCUCUCCUGCUUCGAGACUGCUGCGUUGCCCACCACUCCAGUGGCUCUCAAGAAGCAGCUGCUCAACUUUGCCAUUGUUGGCGGAGGACCGACUGGGAUUGAGUUCUCAGGAGAGCUGCAGGAUAUUGUCAGAGAAGACAUGUCGAAGCUCUAUCCCCAACUGAUGGAACACGUGAAGAUUACCGUCUACGAUGUCGCUGAUAAGAUCCUUCCCAUGUUUGAUGAGAAGCUGAGCAAGUACGCGCAAGAAAAUGCAGGCCGGGAAGGAGUGACGAUCAAGACCAGCCAUUCGAUCACAGAGCUCAAACGCGGCUUCCCGCGAACCGCUGGAGCAGGAACAGCCGACUACCACGAUGAUGUCAAGGCCAGUGGGUUCACUUUGGCGCUCAAGAACGGCGAAGAGUCCGAAGUGGGAUGUGGGCUCGUGGUAUGGAGCACAGGGCUCAUGGCGAACCCGUUCGUGGAAAAGGCAUUGAGCUCGUCCUUCGUUGCGCCUGCCAGCUGUGUGCGCAUGCUGUCUGAUAUCAACGCCAGUCCGCGAUCCAGCGAUGCCAAUUGGAAGGUGCAACGGCACCCACGCAGCGGCAGCAUCAUCACCGAUGACUUUUGCAGAGUGCAGCUAUCAGCGGCAGACUCGGAACAGGGCAAGCCUGCGGCAGUGCUACGCGAUGUGUACGCUCUGGGCGAUUGCGCAGUGAUUGAAGGCACCUCGUACCCCGCGACUGCCCAGGUUGCGACGCAGAAGGCAAAGUGGCUCGCGAAGAAGCUCAACAAGGGUGAUAUUAAUACCCGGGGCUUUUCCUUUCAAAGUCAAGGCAUCAUGGCCUACGUGGGCGCGUAUCGUGCCAUUGUCCAGUUGAACAAACCGCAGGGCAAGAUCUCUGGCAGAGCGGCGUGGAUCAUGUGGAGGGGCGCGUAUUUGACCAGAGCGAUAUCCUGGCGCAACCGCGUGCUGAUUCCCAUGUUUUGGCUGCUGAACUGGGCAUUUGGAAGGGACAUCUCCAGGUUUUAG
Messenger RNA from Cercospora beticola, 1653 nucleotides. RefSeq lists its product as uncharacterized. Gene Ontology annotation, molecular function: NADH dehydrogenase activity. The record is from RefSeq and is a predicted model, not a curated record. Lineage: Eukaryota; Fungi; Ascomycota; Dothideomycetes; Mycosphaerellales; Mycosphaerellaceae.